Messenger RNA from Pocillopora meandrina, 20338 nucleotides. The record is from the annotation of a GenBank genome assembly. NCBI's taxonomy places the organism in Eukaryota, Metazoa, Cnidaria, Anthozoa, Scleractinia, Pocilloporidae.
GUUUUCCUCAACCAGAGGUGAAUUGGACAAGAGAUGGAAAGCUACUUAAUGCCGCGAACAAGCUCACCAUUAAACAAGUGACUUAUGGAGACGCUAGUCAAUAUACAUGCAGUGCCAAGAACAGUGAAGGGAAAAGUGAAGCAGCUUUUCAGGUUACAGUUACAGGUAAAUGUUAAUUUUACUUUUUCUCUUCCAGUUACUCUUUUCAUUGUCUGUUGUUUUUUUCCUCUUAUUUCACCUUUUUUGAAUUGUGCUUCUUAAUUCCAUGGCCAGGUCCUCCUGAAAUUAAUCCUCAGCUCAUCAAUCAGUCGGUUACAUACAAUUCGCCUCUUCAGUUCAAUUGCUCUCUAAGCGGUUUCCCUACACCUGAGAUACACUGGACUAGGGAUGGGAUACAUCUUGGCAAAAAGAACACUCUCACGAUUCGUCAAGCGAGGUUUGAAGACUCUGGCGAAUACACAUGUAGCGCUAAAAACCCCACUGGAAGCAAGAAAUCAACCUUUUGGAUUGAAGUGAAAGGAGGUACAGUUCUUAUUCAUAUAAAGGAAAAAGAGUUAUGGUUCAUGAUUUGAACAAAUGUUCAAUUUCGUUACUACAAAAAUUCAAAGGUGAAGACGAUUCUAAUAUUGCAAACCAGAUCUACGAGUUCAAACCACAUAAAAGAGAAAGUUGAUUAAGGAUAAAAAAUAUUUUAAUGAUGCUUUGAUGACAUUUAAAAAACGAGUUUAGAUUAACCGGUAAAUUAAACAUAAUGACAGAACUUAGAGAAAACGUAGAUUCUGAUUGGUCAAAACACUAUCGACUAUUAUCCCGGUAAAACCAUAGAAAACUGAAAAAUUUUCCUGCCCUGCGAAACAACGCCAUACUAAACGAUAUCCCAGAUUUUAAGUUAUCGAAAGCCCUUUGCUUAAUGGAAUAGAGGAGGACGCUUUGAAUGCCGCGAUAAAAACUAAAAAAUUUAUUUUCUUAACAUUUAUCAAGUUUUCUAUUUAUAAAAUUUAGUUUGACUAACUGGUUGCGCCGUUUUAAGCUUUAUAUUUCGCUUUCGCUGCAUCCUAACAGGAAUUUGCUCAUACUUUCACUGUAUGAGCCAAUGGAAAACCAUUUCAAAUGUUUUCCGAGGUUUCCACUUGAGAUUCAUGACUUCCUGCAGAGCUAUAACGCCUACUUUGUUUUCUCAUUUUAACGUUGGGUCUCAUAUUUAUGCUGAAAUUUUUAUUUUAAUUACUGAGCAGCGCCCAAAUCAUGUCACUCGAGGUUUUUUAAGCCCGAGAAUAAAGGUGAGAACAGACUAGCACGGACUCCCCAUGUGACUUUUGUUGUCGAGCACGGACUCCCCAUGUGACUUUUGUUGUCGAGCACGGACUCCCCAUAUGGCUUUUGUUGUCGAGCACGGACUCCCCAUAUGGCUUUUGUUGUCGCGUCGCACUAUAGCCUUAAAAUUAUAUUUUUGCUCUCACGAACGUGAUUUUCCCUUUCUGUACAAGAUGAUCAGAGGAUUUUUAAAGAUAGCUUCCAGCAAGGGCUGAAUCCUAUGUUCCAUCGAUAUUCGUUUUAAAUUUUUAAAUGCCGAGCGGUACGUUGUAACCUUUUGGCUUUUGUGUAUACGUAAGAGCCGAUUGCCUAGAAGCAAAGUUGACCUUCACAGAGACAUUUCUAUGAUGUUUUCUAGGUACCCUCUUGCUUUGAAGCUUUGUUUGAAUUUUAAAAGGUACUCUUCUGAUACUUCUUUCGGAGAGCACAUUUGUUCUAAGCAAUCUGAUUGCUUGGCCUUCAAUGAAACUAUGUUUUACGCCCGGUGGGUGGCAUGUGGUGAAGUGCGUAAAUUGAAAGGUCUCGGUCGGCUUGUAAUGGGUUUUGAUGUCCAAGUUGGAUUUUUUGCGAAUCUCUCUCCUUUAAACACUGUGGUAUCGAGGAAGGCGGUUUUGUUCUCUGAUAUUUCGGCCGUGAAUUUGAUUGCAGGGUGGAAAUAGUUAGCUCGUUUAAUUUCGUUUUUUAAUCUCGUUCUUCCCUGUUUCAAUCUCAAAGGGAAAAAACGUCAUCAAUGUAAUGUUUCCAUUCUCUUGGCCUGGUUUCGCAUUGUUGGAUUGAUUUCGUUUCAAUUUUCGCCAUGGAAAUAUUGGCAAAUGACAUUGCCCAUUUUCGUUUGGGCCAGGGAAGUUCUCCUCAUUGAAUUAAAACAAAUUUUCUUUGAAAGAUUAAGCCAAGCAUUUCCCUGAGGUAAUGCGUUGGGAUCGGUGCGUUAUGGUCGUUGAGCUUUUCGUAUGCUUCACAUAGAAUAUUCGUUCCUUCUUCUUGAGGUAUAUUUGUGUACAAGCUAGAAACGUUCAUUGACACUAGAAUAGUAUCUUUGCCUACCUUUGUUUUUUCUAUGAAAUUGAGAAAAGUGGCAUCCUUCAUAUAGGAUUGUUGCAAUUGCGCUAUAGUCUGGGGCAGUGUCUACACAAAAGAUGAUUUUUUUUCGAUGGGGCCGUCGCAUCCUGAGAUUAAAGGUCUACCGACCAGUAUAGGCAUGUGUAUUAUCGUGAGCUUAUAGAAUACUGGUAUUCUAAGCGGAUUAGGAGUUUGUGAAAGCCAUUUGUUCGUCAUGUCAUCGAUGUGUCUGCCCCGACGCAUUCGGUCAAUGAUCUCACUAACCCUUUUCUGCGUGUUUUUCACCAUCGGCGCUCUGAAAGGUUGUAGUUGUAGUUGUAUUCAUGAUGACUGUUGUACCUUUGUUUGCUUUUUUGAGGUUUAAAACAGAAUUGUUUCUCAACUCUUUUAAAGCCAUAACCUCAUUGCGUGACAAUUUAUUUUUUGGCUUAGUUACAGUAAUCUCUGCAAGUUGUGUUUUGACAUUUUCUUAGUCGCUCUCAUGGGCAAUAGAAGGCUGAACCGGUGGUAUCCAGUUGGAUUUAAUAUGAAACGGAUGUGCUUCUUUGUUUUAUCCGUGAAAGAUGUUUUGGAGGUGCACUCGUCUUGCAAAUUGCAAAUUAUUCAAAAUCUUGCAAGAGUUGUUGUCUAAUUUUACAUUCGUUUGUCACGGGUGUUGGGAUGAAUUUGAGAGAUAUGUUAGGAAUGUUUCAUUUGUCUCCUUUUGUUUGGCUCAAAGCCUAUAUUUUAAAGUGUGUCUACGCCCUUUGUGUCCUAUGCUUUUUUUUAGAGUCAGAGAAUAUGUCAUGUUACCGUUUCAUUACUCGCGCAUAAUUACACCACAUUCAAAAGUUCCCGUAUCAACGCGUGCUUGGGGUGUGAAUAAAUUAGUUCAUCAUGGCUGCGCAUGUGCUUAUUCUUCCUCAAUCUAGAAAAGUAUACUGCUUAACAUGGUGUCAGGACCGUUUUUUACAGCGAGCCAGCUUCUCGUAGACACAACUGCACCAUUGAAUAGCUUCUUCGGCAACAUCUCAAACCUUCACCAACAUUUCACAAUUGCACUAUGCCGAAGCACGGAAAGUCUAUCCUCGAUGUACAAGCCGUGCGACCAGACCGUGACAAUAACCGUCACUGGGAGACCAGAUUUCAUGAUUAAUGUUUACUCGAAGGUUACAGAAACCCCGCUAAAAGCAGAAUCACCGAGAUUGAGGACCAUUACAUCGUCGCUAAGAGACCCUUCGAGUUAGCAAUUCCUUCAACUGAAUGGGACACCUUGCACAUCGAAAUCACUUCUAAGAUAUCGAACGAUGAUGCUGGAAAACACUGAGUUUGGCUUCAAAAAAUCAAAGAAAAUUACGCUGGUGCAUGUAGUUUGAUGCAAGACCGCUACCAAACCUCCAUUUCAACGUAAGAAACCGUUAUACGUACUGCCGUCGGGCGAUGAUCGUUUGGCGUAAACGCGCAAGAAUUUAUGAGGGGUAAGUUUCUCUUCGGUCUCAAUGAAUCCUUCAGUCGCUUCCGAGAAGAUGUAUUUUACAGAGAUGGCCAACGGAAACCGGAGGAUCCCCCUUUCACCCCGGCGUUCGUGGUGAGUCAAGUUAUAUUGAGGCGGCACAACAUACAAACAAGCUUUUGGCUAAUUCUACCACAGAAGAACAAGUUCACUCUCCCACUUCCACGACAGCGCACGAAUUGGUCAAAAAACCUCUGGGCAGAUCAAGACCUGGAACGUUCCUUAACAGAUAUUGCUUUUUAUGUGGCAGCAUGCAGCAACACUACCGCGACAUACGCCCAGCUUCAGGCCACACUUGCAGAUGUUGUCACAAAACUGAUCACUUUGCAGGCUUCUGUCAACAGGUUGCCAAAGAGAACGGAGCCUCUAGACCUGCCUCCCAUACACCUACCCCACCGGGUCCCAGACGGGAAUACAUGAGAUUGGUGGAACAAGAGGAGCACUCCUACACCCUUCCCGUGGAAGGCAUACAGUAUUAGAACUGCUUCACCCUCUUAAGCGAGUAAUCCCCUAACACUGGCGUCCCUACAACGGCCCCACCCUCUGACAAAGGCCAUUUCGCCUGGCUUCUUUUGGAGGAACCGGUCUCAAACUGCAGAGUGCAAAUUCUUUUUCAAAUAAAUUCCGCAGCCUCUUGCAACACUCUUCUAUCCUGCUACUUUUCCAGCAUAUCCUGGGCCAAGAUUCUACCAUCCAAAACUGUGAUUCCACCCUAUGACAGUCCACCAACCAGAUCCAUUGGCCAACUUACCCCCCAAGCCAGUAAAGGUAAAUUCACGAGUCACCUCACCUUCCUAGUCAUUUUCACUGACCAACCAGCCUUACUCAGUACAGAGGCAAGCAUAGCACUUGAUGUGCUGACUAUGCAUGCGGACUUCAUAAGGAAAUGCUCCAUAAGUAACCCUCCCCAACCACUGCUGACUGAACCUGACAGCCAUCAGGAAUCAGCAGCUGGGCCCCCUUUACCACCCCCAGAUACGUCAAUGCGAGUCUGGCCUACACUAAGGACUUGAACUCUGGAACUCAUUUCCAAGAACUGAACCUCACUCUUUCAAGGUCUGGGCUUCCCCAGCCUACUCGUCGAUCUCGACUUGGAUCCAGAUGUCAAACCCAUUCAUGCCCCCAUUCAAUGUGAACCCAUUUCAAAGCUGGAUGCAAUCAAAGCGGCCCUGGAUGCGUAUGAAACCACUGGCCAGCUAGUAAGGGUAUCUCAACCGAGAGCCAAAACCAACCCCAACCAAACCGGGAAAAAUACGGAGCCGCUUAUCACCCCCUUGUCCUUAAGAUCAUCUCUGAUUACCACAAUGUUCACACCAUGGGGUUGCUACAGAUGGACUAGGCUACCAUUAGUCAUAUCCUCUGCAUCAAAAGAACGGCAGCGCCAAAUUCGUAUGGUGCUUGAUGGCCUCCUAAGCUUCGGUAUUACUCAGGCAUCUUAAUCCCUGGCUGCAGCGUCAAUAACAUGGAAGCCAGAAUCGACCACGACCGCAGCCUUAUCGCCGUGCUUGAGGGAUUUGAACAACGUCAUGUCAAGGUAAAUGUCAACAAGAUGAAAUUCCUUAUUUGCAAAGCCACUUUCAUGAGCCAUGUUACCACUACAGAUGGCCUCCAGCCCAACCCUGUCACAGUUAAAGCUAUGAUCACCAUGCCCACUCGAACCGAAAAGCAAGCAGUGCGCCGAUUCCUACGGGAUAUUAAUUACCUGGCCAAAUUCUGUUCCGAACUUAGCAGCGUCACCCAACUUCAUUACAACCUCACCAAAGAGGACAUGCCAUUACUGUGGUCAACAAGGCACCAGGAAGCCUUUGAUUCAGCAAAAGCCCUAGCCACCUGUGCAGCAUGCCUGGCAUACUUUGACGUAACUGCGCCACUGAUCCUUCAAGUGGACGCCUCAGACUAUGGCCAGGGAGCUGCCCUCUUACAAACCAUCAAACCACACAGUAGCAGCGCCCUUGACGAGUCUUCUCUACGACCCAUUGCGUACUGCAAAAGGCCUAAUCACUACCGAAGAGUGCUAUACCUGGCUAUUGUUGAAGCCCUCAACACAUUCGAGGAAUUGCUUUUAGGAAAAUCCAACAGAGUCUAUACAGACCACCAACUCUUUCAGUCAAUCUUCAAGAAGGACCUCGCCUUAGCACCUAAGUGUCUGCAAAAGAUGUUGCUUUUCCUACAGCGUUACAAUUUUACUAUUGUGUAUAGAAAAGGCUCUCUCUUGAAUUUAGCAGACGAUCUAUCCCGAACCCAUGUCAAGACGAAGCCGUCAACCCAUCCAUGUCGGACACCUUCCCAGUGUUUCACGUUCAUCUUGCUCGCUUGGACCCCAACCCACUGGCCCUCACCAAUACCACUCUCGAGUUAUGUUUUUGCUCUCAGAAGCGUGUCUCGAUAAGUUCAUAGCAAACCCUUCGGCAUCGCGCCAAAUACCAAAUUAAUGAGUUUACCGUAACCAAAUGUUAACUUGAGCAUUCGAAGUAAUUAUAGAGAAAGGUAGAAAUAGAGACUGCACCACUGUCUUACAUACUUUAUUUGGGUAAAUGAUCCAAACACGUCUUCUAUGUUAGUUUAUCAAAUGUUUUUGUUUAAAACUUUGUAAGUGGAUGGUGGCUGGAGUGAGUGGAACUCCUGGAGUAUCUGUACCAAGCCAGUUGGUGGUAUACAAACCAGACAGAGAGAAUGCGCCAAUCCAGAACCAGCAUAUGGCGGGAAACACUGCGAUGGGACCGGAGCACUGCUGAGAGAAUGUAGCAACAUGUCCAGUUGCCAAGAAGGUAACAUACAAAUUGCAGCUUUUCUGAUUUCAAUGGAUGAAAACUUCUUUGUUGAAACAAAAAAGAACAAAUACAGGAAUAAAAGUUAGAGUAAGAAAAAAUGAAUGGAACUUCUGAGUUUUAACUUUAAUCACAUAAUCAUCCAGGCAAAGUAUAUGAAAUGCUCAAAUUAUCAAAAGUCAGGAGUUCAUUAUAAGUCAGAAAUCCUUCAUGAAUGCACAAACUCUAUACCUGUACGGAAUUCACCAUGCUUUUCCUUAAAGAAACAAAACAAAUCUUCAUUAUCAUUUGUACUACAAUAGGUAAUAAAUUCUUGGCACAAGUUUUCGCUGAUAUUUGUGGUCACUCUGUAAGAGGUCUGCACUAUAUGCAUAAUGGCGAUUACGAAUUUCUUUUCGUUGCCCGUGAGCAAUACCUUUCUAGUCAAGCCGGUAAAGCUAACUAUCAUCUACUGACAAGAAAUAUGUUUGACAAUGCGAGGGCCUCAGUUUUGGCAUUGACCAGCUAACAAAGAAAAUCAUUUUAGCUAAACAGGAAAUUCUUCCACCAUAAACUGAAAAGAAAUCUUUCAGUAAUGCAAGGACUACUGUUACUAGGUAAUUAUAUGGCGACAUCAUCGACACAAGAAUUUACCUAAGCUUAAUUAGUCCACGUUGUUUACUGUUAUCCUUAUUUAUCUAUUGUUUUUUUUUAAUAUUUGAAGAAUUUCCCCUGCGAUUUGAAACAGAGAAGAACCCAUCUGUCGGUACAAUGAAGAUAUUCUCAAACAGCAGUUGGCAAAAGCUUUGUACCAGUCAAUGGGAUGAAGCAGAUGAAAAUUCAACCUGCAUGGCCAUGGGCUAUUAUGACAACGGCGUCUUUGCUAAUUACACGUGGUACGCAGAACGUGGCAAUGCUUCAGAGAUGUCCACCGACUACAACUGUACCAUUCCGACCAGAUGUCAAAACAACUUGGAAAAUAAACAACAAAUUUGCAAAGGUAAUAAUGAAUUGCACUCAUUUAAUAUCCGCAUGAUCUCCAAAGAUGGUAACUUGAUAGAUUUACUCACACUCCGGUGAUUAAAACUUUCCCGAGAUCAAUGAUUGCUCAUCUUCGGGUAUCUUUAGGUUCUAAAAAGGUAUGUAUCGCUAAAAAUCUGGCGGGUUUGUUUACGCCCUAGGGCGAUUACAGUUGAAUUGCUGCCGAAAGAAGAACCUAAAUGCGCAGUUAUGCAUUUCGGUUUCAUGAACUUCACAACCUCCAAACCCUUCACUAAGUUUCCUUAAAACUUUAACAUCCCUCUAGUUUCCUUUUUUCUCUCUCUUUCGUGAAACUAAGGAAUUUUACAAUUUUCACCCUACUUAUACUUAACUAAAUGCCUUUUUCUUGAUAAUUGCAUGAGAAAUGCUUUAAAAAUGACGUUCUAAUUUAAAAUGUAAAUCACCCUAUUGUGUUCGCCGAAAGUAAACGCUUUUAGGCUAAGAAGACACGUCUUGAAUGUUCCAACAUUUUUUUAAAAAAAAUCUUGUUUCACAAUUUAAAGUACAGUCACGAAGCAAUGUAAAAGAGGUUCGUCGUAAAACAUCGCUGCAAGGAAACUAUGUAAAUGUCGUGAACUACAUCGGACAAAGAACGAUACAUCCAACGUUCGAAUACUGAUUAAUUUACACCUAGAAUUUCCCUUAAAACUAAACACUUAGACUGGCAUGAACUAUUUAUCAUUUCGUGAUUUAAAGGCAUUCUUGAUUCUUGAUAACCAGUAUUUUCCAUCUUAAUGGAUUAAAAUUUUUGUAAUUCCUUAAGUUCCUGUUCGCUUGAAUGGCGCAAAUGUGGAGUAUGGAGGAAGAGUGGAAGUGUUUUACAAGGGGAAAUGGGCAAAGAUAUGUAGGAAUAAAUGGGACUUUAAUGAUGUCAAAGUUAUUUGUCGUCAACUUGGCUUUGAAGAGGCUUUAGCGGAAUUUAUUGGGUCAGACAUAAAGGCUGAGGGAAUACCUUUUGCAAUGUCCGAUGUCUCUUGCGCUGGAGAGGAGUUUGAACUUGCAUCAUGCGAUCGCAUCGAUGGAAAGUUAAACAUUCCACCUCAAUGUCAAGCGGAUGACAAGGGUUCUCAAGCGUUGUGUCAACCAAGUAAGCAACUAAAUUUUUAGGUCUGAUUAGUUAUUCUGAUUUUCGUGAUUGUCUUUCUUCUUCCCACUGACCUUCUAAAGUGGAGGGUUAGGGUUAAGGGUGACAUGACUUGGUUUAAGGGUAACAUGAGUCGACUUAAAAUGACUUAGAUGAUUUUGAUUUUAUCAACCGAGUUGAUAAUGUAAAUUUGCCCCCGUAAAGAGUUUCAAAGCUAAAUUUCGAGCGUUAGCCCUUCGUCAUGGCGGGUGUUAUACUCCCCCACCGACGCAACGCCACAGUUUCUUUAAGAACUUACCCUCCUUAUAGAUGAUUCAACUUGGUCUUGAGGUGAAAUGAUGUUAGCUAGGGUGUACAUGACUUUCAUGAAGGUGAUAUGAUUGCUCAUAAGAUCACCUGACUUCAGUUAAGGGUUACCUAAUGGCUAACAGUAUUUUGUUUGGAGUAUUGUAACUAAGUUUAAAAUACGACAUUGUUAAAAACAUUUCUCAAUUUAAGCUUUAGCACAGGCAAAUAUAUUCAACUUUUCUAUCUCUUCUUGUAGUGUUUAGUACAAAAAAUUUGAUUUAUUUUGAUAAAAUCUUCUAAACUGAACUAUUUUUUUUGCAGAAAACCAGAAAGUGUUGAAAAGAGAUGAACUCUAUUUUGAUAUUGGUAGCAAAGAAAAGCUUCACUGCUCUAUACACAAUAAAACCAAUCAUGCUAGAUGGGUCAUCAAUAGGCGAAAGCUUGAAAUAACAAACUCUACUUCUGAAAGGAUCAGGGCUGAAGACAAUGGUGAUCUGUUCAUUGAUGACGUGCAGCUAUCUGAUGGAGGAAUAUAUGAAUGCCAGAGAUUGGAAUAUGUUCAAUAUUACAUUGUCUACAUUAAUGGUAUGAAAACACAUAUUUUUAUCUUGUAGAAAUAGGCUUAACAUGCAGGACAAUGUCAUGUAAGACAAGUACACUUCUGACCUUUUGAAAGUGUAGCUAUUGUAUUAGUGCUUUUCGUUACUCCUUUCAACAGCAAGAUUUACUGAGAAGACGUUGGACCAACAAACCUUUAUUGCAUACACGUCUGGCGUUAUAGGCUGUAGUGCUGAUGGAGCACCAAGUCCACAGAUUUCUUGGAGUAAGAAAGGAGGAAAAUCCUUAGACCCAAAACGAUUCACUCCAGUAUCCAACGGCAGCCUGCGUAUUGGUUUUGUAAAGCCUGAAGACAAUGGAACAUUCACCUGUACCAUGAAACAAACAAAAGGACCACAGAGGGUCACAAGCAAAGAUAAAAACAUACUAGUGUCAGUUAUAAGUGAGUGACCAAUGAGAUAAUAUAUAGAAAGUCAUAAAGUCAGUUCUUCAAAUGUAAUGCAUUUAAUUUACUCAGUUUCAAAACCUUUUUGCCGUUCAUAUCCGCAGCCAUGUGAGGCGACAUUUUAUCGUGAAUGUGUUCGUUGAUUAUAGUUGUUUGAAAGUAGGGUGUCAUGUUAAAAGAAAUUAUACUUUAGUUAUUUAUCAACAAUAUAGUCUCCUCGUCAUAACUCAAAGUAAGUGCCCUUUGAUGAAGGUUAUAGUUUCUUUUCAAACUGGUAAUGUGCUUAAAAACGACUUCGGUUGGUCAUGGUGACGAAUUCACUUUCUGAAUACAGUAUAAUCAUUUGUCUCGCCAUUAAGUUACUUUGGAUGUGGAUGGCGACUUUUUGACUGCAUAUCGCGUUUUCGUGCUAUAAGGUCGGUAGAUAUGCAUGACUUUAUGAAACACUCUGUUUGACAGUGAUUGGCUAGAAUCCCACACCGGCCUCGAUUGGCACACUUUGACCAAAUGUUCUUUCGGAGUCCACUGUCGCAAAGUUAUUAUGUUGUGUUUCUUGUGGUCCGCAUCCAUGUUUCUGGGAUGUCUACCCCAAUGUCCAAUUUAUGAUGUAACAUGCGAAGUCUUACGUGGAUGGCCUCUUUUACCCUGCGUGUAUAAUAAUAGGAUCACAAUCAAUAUACUCUACUUCAGUCCAGAGUAAGUGGUUUCCAGGCGUCUUCGGAAACUGCAGAGGCCUUUGUCUUAGCAUGUCGUUUCUCGAUCUGCCAUAUUACUCGUUUAACCAUUACUUGCAUAGGUCUGCCUGUUCCGCUGAUGUAAACUUUGCCUUACUGACGGGGAAUCUUGUGCCACGGAUGGCGAGUGUGUUGUUACUAUUUGUAACAUCAGUGAAGUGAAUGGAAUGCUUUCGGUUCUUCAAAUGCUGUAGCAAGCUAUCAGCGUUUUCGGGAACCAAGAUUGUAGGAUGAUAAGGUUAUCGAUUGCUCCUAUAACUCUCUAUGUGGGGAUUAGCAAUAAUAGCUGCACCCUCUGUCUUUCGUAAACUGGUCCGAGAUAAUAGGAGUAUAUAGACCUGACAGAUGAUUAUAUUUCAUAUCAAGCGCUAGUGUCAUUUUCAAAUGUUUAUUUAGUUACGGCGUUUAACGUGUUCAGUGUAAAUGAUAUUGGAAUACCUCCGAUUUUCCAAGGACAUGUUAUUUAUUUACCUCUUAGUUCGACCAAAAGUGGAUAUUUCUGGAGCAAGCAAUCUCAUCAUAGAAGGAAACAGUGUGAACUUGAUGUGUAAAGUUGUGGAGGGUCGGCCUGAACCUCAGAUCACCUGGUUCAAGAAUAAUACAUUGCAAGGAAAGAGUUUGUCUCUCUUCUUUUCUGAGAUAAAAAAGGAGGACGAAGGGCGGUACACUUGUAAAGCAGAGAAUGCAGCAGGCUUUUCCACCAAAGACAUUGACAUUUCUGUAAAGGGUGUGUACGUCAAGUGUACAGUAAUUCUUCACACAACUUCAUUAGAUAUUUAUUGCGAAGAACUGGAAAAUCUUUACACUUGUUCUUUUGUUCCUGCUCUAAAAAUAUGAUGGUUUCGUGCCUAAGCUAGUAAUUUAGCCUGACUAACAUGGUUUUUAAAAGCAUUUGUUUGAUAUGAUAAAAAAAUUGUUCAUCGUUUUCUUUUUUAAAUUGUUAGUUAUUAAUUUGUUUAAUUUUUUUUUUCUUUUUGCGGGUGGGGGGAGGGGGGGCCCGUUGGGUGGCUUCUAAUUUUGUAAUUUGUAUUUAUAUGCUUACUUUGCAGUUCCACCCCGUGUUACUGAUGAGCUUAGAAAUCUCACCAUUGCAUUUAACUCCACAUUUAUAAAAGAGUGUUAUUUGAGAGGUGAUCCACAAGUAUCUGUCAACUGGACCAAGGAUGGAGUGCCACUUAAUAAAACCAACACCUUAGUUAUUAGACGAGCGACGUUUAAAGAUAAAGGCUAUUAUGAAUGUACUGCUGAAAAUGAUUAUGGAAAAGCAAACUCUUCCUUCUGGAUCGAUGUCACAGGUAAACUCUAUAUUUUAUUUUAUGUCAUUUAUCAAACUUAACUUAACAAAGCGUUUGUUUGUUUUUAAGCUUAAGCCAAAUUUAAAUAGACCUAUUUUUUUCUUUCUCUUUUCAUCCUUUUCCUUUAAGAAUGUCGACGACCAAGGAACUAAGAAGUCAUGAUCUUAUCAUACAUUUUCAUUAGUGUUAAAGAUGGUUCAUCAACUUGGCUUUGAAUGUAUCAUUACCUAAAUAUUAAGGAUUGAAGUUGGAAAGAGAUUUUAAAUGAACAUUCUUAUAACUUGUUUCAAAUUACCAACAUUAGUACUCUUUUUCUUUAGAAAAGGGUACCUGAUCACGUACAGUUGAUUCUGACUUACACACACCCAGAUUGUUAUUGAAGCUAAAUCCGUGACCAAAGAAAUAAUUAAAAACACCUCACGCUAUUAAGGAAUUGCAAAUCCUGUGGUCCACUCUAACAUUUUUAUCCGUGAACUCAUAUUAAAACGCUAAACGUCAAAUGACACAUUUCCUUUUCUUUUUUUGAUUUCAGAAUGCAAAUGUUUUACAUUGUUUUGAUCAUCAUCGCCUAAUAACUUUUCCAAUUCAAUAUAUACUGUUAAAAAAAGGAAACUAAUAGUCACCCAAAAGGUUGAAUGUUAUUGGGACAACUGGGACAACUUAAGGGCAAACAAUAUCUUUUUAUGCUGAACGCGAAGUUGCGUUUUUUGUUUUGAUUGGAUUGGAUAAAUGGGGUUCAACUGGACUACGCGAACCUUGCUAACUUUGGAUUUUUUUUAAUUCAAGUAUCUCCUCAGAUUAUAGAGCCUCCGAUAAACCAGUCUGUUACUGACGGAAACUCUGUGAACUUCAGUUGCCGAGCCUCAGGUGUACCAACACCAACAUUAGUCUGGGUUUUUAAUAAUGCUGACCUGCCAUCUGAUAUCAAUCAAUUCAAUCACGAAGUAGAAUCAUUCCUGAAACUUUUAAGCGUCACAAAAGGGAUGGAAGGGACUUACAAGUGUAAAGCGAAAAAUAAAGCAAAUACCAGUAUUUCUUCUGCAACACUGCGUGUUUACGGUAAGUUUGAUGAUAAUGACAAUAACGAUGAUGAUGACAUUGACCGUGACGAUGACGCCGACGAUAACCAUGGCGAUGACGAUGACGUAACGCUGACACUGAAAUGAUGCUGACGAUGAGGGUGACGAACGAGGACCAUGAUUUUAAUCAAUUGCUUUUUUCUUAACGUAGGAAAAGCCUCUGCUCAAAUUGUUCCAGAUCAGUAUCCAGCACUCACAGCGGGAGACAACCUCACCUUGACCUGCAACGUCAACGAAGAAACAAUAAAUGUAACUUGGAAAAAAAAGGGAGACUCACCACCCGAAAGAGCAAAGAUUGAUACACGAUUAAAUGCCGGAAAAAGUACAUUUGUUAUAACUGAAGUUGUGAAGGAGGACAGUGGUGUGUAUUCUUGUGAGGCACGUAACAAGCUCGGUUUUCUUGCCCGUUCCUUUGUAAAAAUAAACGUCAAAGGUAAGCUGGUGUUACCGCUGUGUCUUUAAAAAAACAUACAACUUUACCGAUUAAAAAAUAUAUUUUCAAAUAGAUUAAAGCUAUUUUUCAGUUAAAGACGAAACAAAUAUGGGUCGCCUGACCCAUUUACAUGAAAUUUCCUUGCAUCGCUCUAUGAAAUUCAGGUAUUUCGUUUUCAAGAGCAGGUGUCAAUCACGGGUUAGAUAAUGUACCAAGUUCUUCCAAAGCUAUUCCAAACAACUUGAAUUCUAUUAGUACUUUUACUACCGUCGAAAUUUGUCUAAUGGCCACAUAUUUAUCUUACACAAUUAGCUAAGCAAGAGCCACGAGCCAUGCAAAGUUUCAACACUUUGUGGUAUUACAUUGGUGGAUCAGUGGCAGCAGCGAUUGUCAUUUCGCUAAUUGCCUGGUAUUUCUGCAAGCGUCGAAGGACAGGUGACGUCCAUUUUUCUUUAUUAUUUCAGAUUUCUUUGUCUGAAAGUAAAAGAAGGAAAUGUUUAAACUUAUUUUCCAUGUCUGCUGGGGGGGCAUGGGGGAACACUGAGCUAAGAGUCUCAGAGUAGAAAUAUCUUUAUAAGAAUUACUUGCGCGCGGCCAAAAAAAUGCUGAUUGUAAAUUUUUUCCACAUCUGUAUAUGGUAUCAUCAUUACAAUUUCCAUUACUGUUAACAGUGUUUUAAUAAUAAUUUUAAAUUCAGCAAAUAUCACGUCCCUCCUAAUUUGUGUAAAUUCAAAUUAUACUGCCAUUACACAGAAAUUCUUUUAAAAUAUUCGAUUUUAUAAAUUAAUAUAAACUUUUACCUUCUUUAUCUCCUUUAUUUCAUUAUUUGGAAUUACAGCUUUGGCUCUGUAAGUCAACUAUUUUACCUUUUAUUUAUCAAAUUAAUAAAAAAAAACACCAUUACCUUCCUCAUGGGUCACCAUCUUGCACGAUGACGAUAACAAAAAUCAUAUCGCAGUGACUUUACAUUUAUCGUGUUCAUGAUGCAUUAUUAACAUUCAUCAAGUGCUGUUAGAAUCGGCUUCAUUAGUUCCUUUGUUUAAUUUUUUUUUAUCUCAGUAGUAUCUUCUAUCUAUUCUCGGUUUGAUUAAUUUAUAGAUUUAUGCUUUGAAAUGCACGUAAAAUUUUCUGAUUUUAAAACCAAGUGUUUCUUGUUUAAUUUUAACAAACGACGAAGCUAUUAUUGAACUUCAUCCAAUUGACAAAGUGUACUUAAAUAACAAUAACUACUGACAUGUUUUGUAAUAAUUUAUGCUCCUGGUUUAGUAAAAACAUUGUUUUCCACUAACGGCAAGAGAGAUUAUCUCCCCAAUCAAUUUUUUUCGUUCUGAUCUCUCUUUUCUUUUUAUCACCUUUCUUUGUUUUGAACCUGAAAGUAUACAAUGUUAAUUUCCAAUAUUUAGUCCUGACCAAGAGCAGGCAAUUCAGAUGGAGCCAUUGAAUGCAGAGGUAGAUGAGUGGGAGGUUGCGGUUAACCGUGUCCUGCUUCAAGACGUUAUCGGACGAGGGGCGUUUGGAGCCGUGUGGAGAGCUCUCCUGAGUUCACCAAAUGGACAACCUGGAAAUCGGACAGUGGCCGCCAAAUGUUUCACACGUAAGCCUCCUACUAUUCGUUGUAUUGAUACAUAUGUUGAUCUCAGGGGCAGGUAUAAAAAUGUUUUAUUUGGGGAGUAGCGGGGGUGAAGAGUGGUCCAAAACUACUUCUUGACCAACGCACACCUCUCUCUUCUUCACUCAAGGUUACGCGUGGGAAAAAAAGAGAAGGCGAGGGAGGGGGGGAAGGGAUGGAGGACAAACAAACAUAUAAGAUAAUCAACCAGUUUGGCAGCAAAAGUGAUUCUGGCAUUGCAGUGAUCCUGCAAUAAUUCUUGUUUCCAACAGGGGGGUGAGUUGGGCAAUCUCCUAGCUUAGGGGAGUGAGUUGGGCAACCUGCUAGCUGCGAAAAUUAUCAUCCAAAUGGUAAUAGGAACAUGCAAAGUUUGUAGCUCUACCGGAUUCUUUCUGGCUUGAACUUGUAUGGAAUCAAUCAAUUAAUGUAUUAAUCAGAAUGUGUCUCCAUUAAUGUGUACUUUUGUCGUAGCCACUGCUGGAGAGGAAGGAAGGAAAUGUUUAAUGAGAGAAAUUGAGCUGGGGAAACUUAUCGGUGAAAACGUUUCGCCAAACAUUGUAAAGUUCAUGGGCUGCGUUACGACAGAAAGUAAGUGCUAAGCGUACAGCAUCUUUUCUAGGUAUGUGUUAUUAACGAUACUACAAAUGCCUCUUAAGAUGAGUUUCGUGACUAGGAUGUUAAUGAAGCCAAGUUUGUCUUUUUUUGUGUGGCAACCAGACUGUUUUUCUUCGAGAGCAUGCAUCCAUCGACAGUUCACUAAGAUCUCAGUCGGAUAGCUUGAAAUCUCGUUAACGGGGUUGUGCGGCUUUCUCCCUUUAACCUAUAGCAAAUUUUUGAAGGUAAAUUCUGAUGAAGGUAGAUCCUAAAAGAAUGAGUCCUGUAAGCUAAGCUGCUUCAUAGAGAAAGCCAUCAGCAAUUUUAUGUUUGAUAUACAAUAAGGAACCUUGACAUGGGGUUUAUUUGCUUUUCCUCUUGUUUUACGUCACUUAAGUUCACCCCAUACUCAUCAUGGAGUACUUGCCAUGUGGUGACCUACUUGGUUACCUCAGAAAAUGCCGAGGAGUGAGGGAUCGAUAUUAUCUUGGUGAGGGAAGAGCUCAGGAUUUGAACAACUACGAUCUCGUGCUGUUUGCCAAACAAAUCGCUGCCGGCAUGGUGUUCCUUGGAACGCGAGGGGUAAGUGGAAUACUUGUCACGUGUCAAGUCUAACUCAGGAAAAUCUAUCAGAGAUUUAAACAUUUUAUUUUUCAAUAGCUCGGAUUUUGGCCAACAUUUACGAGUGCUUUUGAAUUAGAUAAACCUCUUUCUUGGCAUUAGAAGGUCACUGCAGAUGUCAAAAAAAAAAAGUGAGCCAGACGACAUGAGAAUGAGGUUCAUAAUAAUUCGGUUGCUCAGCCUAAAAAAAUCCCAGCUUUGCUUAUCUGGGAUGUUAUAAAAUUAAUCCUAGAAGAAAUUUCCAUGCACCUGUCAAAGAUCGAGUGUGCGCUGACGGUUUGUUUUGGCUAGUCACGUGUAGUGUAAAUCAUCUGCGUUGUAUAUAUAUAUAUAUAUAUAUAUAUAUAUAUAUAUAUAUAUAUAUAUAUAAACUUUAUUGCAACACUUAAAAAAAAACAAAGGAAAAAAUAGAACUCCCUAGAAAUUUGUAAAAGGAAACAAAGGUAAAGAGAAAACCAUCUUGUCUUUUUAUUUUUUGGAACACAACGGGUCCUCUGUUGCUUUACCAUUUCUAAAUUUCAUUUCAUUAUCAUAAUUAUUGUGAUUAUUAGAUUAGUUAUUACUAUUAUCGUUCUCAUUGUUAUCGUUAUCGUUAUUUUUUCUGUUAAAAAAAUUAAUUUUUUUCUGAUAAAGAAAGUAGAAAUCUUGGUUUUGUCAGCAUUAAAUCAUUACAUAGGGCUGCCUUAGUUUUAGCUCUUUUAUUGUUCGAACAUCCUCAGACAUUUGAUUCAGCGGUGUGCUGUAUAAACCUAUCGUUUCUUAUCAUUUAUAUUCUGGGUCCUUGUCUUCUGAUAGAUCAUCCAUCGUGACCUGGCAGCUCGAAACAUUCUCCUCGAUAACAACUAUGUUUGCAAAGUGACGGACUUCGGUAUGGCAUAUCAAAGCUUCAAGUAUGGCCAUGGAAAUGCCAAAAAGGUAGAAAACACUUUUUUGUUACUUUAGUGGGGAAACAAGUUGUAAGCAUUAGAAUAUUCUCUGCAUAAAGUUAAUGUACCUCUACUACCAACAGGGUUUCAUAGCUCACUUCUACUUACAAGAAAAAAGCAAAACAAAGCAGAGUUAGAAAUUAACAGAAUAAGUACUCUAGCCUGGGCACCGGGAUAUGUCAAUUUCACUAACGUUUUUUUGUAGAAAGUCUCGUAAAAGGAGUUACGUUUUCUGUUUUCCGCGACAGCUUUACGAUGGCUAACAUUGAAUUGACUUAUUAGGGAACGACUAAUAUAGUUUUUUUUUUUCAUAUUUUAACAUAUUUACGUUAUGUAGCUUCAUAUUUUUUCAAAGAUGGCUUUGAAAAAAAUGUACAUAUGCUUUGUACGGCAAACAUUUAUUGGUUUUUUUUCUAGGGAUGUUUGCCAAUCAAAUGGACGGCACCAGAGAUUCUGCUGGGAGAACUUGCUGGACUUUCCACCUUGAGUGAUGUGUAUGUAUAGAUAUGUAUAUUAAUCCACCAACCUAACAAACUGAUUACUUUUGGAUUUUCUUCAUCAUUUCACGUCCAAAAUUCACUCAGCGAUUAACUGUAGAAUAUUUCUGAUAUGCUCUCGUCAGGUGGUCCUAUGGAAUCGUUCUGUAUGAGAUAGUUACCCUUGGUAAGCCAAGCUAUGUUCAGUCAAUACAUUUAACGCUUAGGACAGAAAUAUGCAAGCGCUAUAGAAGUAAUACCAUUUUUGUUACUAUUAUUUUAAUAAAGAUUUGUUUUUACUUACUCCUUAGCCAUCCAUCACUGUAAAAUUCUUUAAGCUAAUUCUUCAGUUCUCAUGUAAUGUUCCGUCCUGUAAUUUAGUUGUGACACGGUCACUGUAGAGUUCAUAUAUUAAGAAAUGUGACAUGCACUUGUUUUUAUCCUUUGACAGGAGGAAUUCCGUACGACGGAUGGUCAGAAGGCAUGGUGGUUGCAGAGGUCACAAAGGGAUAUCAGAUGCCAAAGCCCGAUCAUGUUGAUAAAAAACUGUGAGUUGCACUUUUUAAGAAUAAUACCAACGUGUUCCUAAAAAUAACUUAAGAUCCAAGACGACACAUUUACCGUUCUCAUUGAUGAAAUCUUUGCAAUAAAGCAAUUGGAACACAAUCAUAUCAGUAGGUUUCCGUUAUCUGAAUGUGAACCAGCAGCAUACCACACUCAGCUGAGAUACGGCGUGGACAAUUAUGACAUCAAAAUGUAUUUGAAAAACAUCAGAGCGGGUGAAGAAGUGCGAUAUUUUGGACGUCCCAGAACAAACUUGAACCAUUGCCUACACUAUUUUCAAUAUAAGGACAAACCUGAACCAUUGCCUAUACUAUUUUCAAUAAAAGGUUCCUGUAGGAGGACCUUAUUGGUAUUCUUUGCACAAUCCAUAAAAAGUUAGUUAAGAGUAGACCAUCAUUGUUAAAUUUCAGGUAUGAUAUCAUGAAAAGGUGCUGGAAUCGUAACCCUGACUUCCGUCCUCCUUUUGAAAACCUGCGACAAAGAAUGGACACAUACAUUCGUGAAGAGGUUCGUUUCUAGAAUUGACAACUUCCCAAUAUUUUAUGCAUUUUAAAGACUCGAAAACUUUUCAAACUUCUUACCUUGCCUCCAUGGGGCAAAUACUUGGUAGCCUUGGUUUUAUUUCCGUUCGCUCCAUAAAAGCCUCAGCUGAGACCAGUCAUAGUUCUGGUAGAGACAUUUUCCAGCCCGUCAGGCCAUUUACGAGCAUUUCCACUUGUUGGCUGCUUCUGAUACUUACGGCGGUUGUAAUCGUCCCUAGGGCAUAAAUCUACUCAGGUCUACCCACCUACCUGCAACUUCUCUAUUUUCAGAGAGGAAAUAAGGAAUGCACUUAGUAUAUCCGCGACUUUAAACCAAAGAGAUUCUCAGUAUGCCGGGGAAGUGAUCGCACUUUACAGCUUGACUUUACUGUGUUGUAACGCUAUGCGGCUAAUGUGUAACUCUCAUUUGUUACUUUCUUUUAAGACAUAUUUGGAACUUCUUGACAUGGGUGCUUAUGACAAGGCAAAAUACUCCAGGGUUGAAGAUCUCGGAGAUGAAGAUGCAGGACCAAGUGAGGAAGUUGCAAAGAAGACCUCAGCUAAGAGAUUGGGAAAAUGGGCCAGUGACCGUCGUUAGGGUACAUAAUCGUCACUUCUCGGUGCUAAACUAAGUGUAGGUUUGUGUUGGUUAAAUUUCUCUCCCUAUAAUUAUUAGAAGAACAUGUGAAAGCUUUGUCCUUGAUUGACAAAAUGAUAAUAAUAAAAGUACAAGAAACUAAUUAAUUAAUUCUUAAAGAAUGCCUAUAAUAAAUAAUUUAAUCGGUGUCAGAAUAAGGAAUAUUGGAUAGAUAUGAAUUAAACUUCCGUAAUAGAUUAAAUCAGAAGAGAAAGAAAGAAACAAGCAAAAAACAACCUACUUGAAAAACGGCUCGUUUAUGCCGAUAGAUGUACUUGGCGAGCUUUUCAUUGUUUUAUUGUGAAACCAUUUACUAAAUUUGUUUGUGGCAGACCUAGUAAGAGAUCUCCUAACAGCGAUAUGAAAUUUGGUAAAAUUUUGUAGUUUGGUAAUGAAUUAGUCGUGUGGUAUUAACUAGCAUUAUCACUUAAUGAAGUAUCUUCUUUAAGUUACAUAUUGCAUCACUUCUAGUGAUUUGUUUAACUUUCAAGUUACCUUUAUUUGAAAACAAGCGAUUGCAUUGUUAUUGACAUUUACCAUUUUGCUGCUAGUAUUAAAUGCUUUUGUCAUAAACGGAGAGAACCGUCUUAAUAGAGUGGGAGUUAAUUCAAAUUAAGUGCUUUGGAUUCGUAUGAGAAAGAAAACACCAUGUAAAGGGUUCAUACUGUUUUGCUAUGGUAAAUGGAGUGCUUGUUUAAAAACCGGGCGAAAUGAGAGCACGGAUGAGCGUUUAAUUUUGUACGCUAUCCAAAUACAACAAGUUGUAUUUAACAUAAUGUAAAACACUCUAUUUAAUAUCUGCAAUAAAAAGAUUAGAGGCU